Molecule: messenger RNA, 1290 nt
Organism: Xenia sp. Carnegie-2017
Lineage: Eukaryota; Metazoa; Cnidaria; Anthozoa; Malacalcyonacea; Xeniidae
Product: polyprenol reductase-like
Exons: 3
Coding region: 84-1019 (311 amino acids)
Biological process (GO): dolichol-linked oligosaccharide biosynthetic process; polyprenol catabolic process
Cellular component (GO): endoplasmic reticulum
Molecular function (GO): 3-oxo-5-alpha-steroid 4-dehydrogenase activity
Source: RefSeq, a predicted model, not a curated record
UAUGAUUUGAAAUGAUACAGCAAUUCGACACUUAAGCGCAAAAAGUCUCGCUCAACUUACACAGACAAUUUGAUGUCUGGAGCAUGGUUGGGAAAACAACAUUUUGUGCAAUAACAAUGGAAGUAUUAACCAUCGCAUGGCUCAUCAUGAUUGUAGGAAUUUUAAUGGCAGCCGUAGUCAAGAUAUUUAAAGACGAACUUCCCUAUUUUAUUCAAGAUCUUGUUGUAUAUGGUAAGACGAGACGCCAGGAUGAAAGCAGUCGCAUGUUACAAUUAUGGUUGCUCGUUCCUAAGAGAUGGUUUGUACAUUUCUACAUAAUUGGAUUGAUGAGUAGUUCAUCUCUCAUGGUUGUACUUAUUCAAGUUAUCACUAAGGAAACGACUUUCUUUGUUGUGCAACAACUUCAUAAAUAUAUCAGGACAGGCAGCAUGUCAAAUGCAGAUUGUUUCUCUGUAGUACUUACAUGUUUCUUGAUAAAUGUUCAAACGUCAAGAAGGUUAUAUGAAUGUUUGUGGGUGUCAUCAAUGUCUGGUAAAAUGCAUGUUGGACACUAUAUUCUUGGAAUAUGCUUUUACGCUCUUGUAAACCUCACCAUAUUUGCUGAAAUUCCUUUACAGAAUAUGGAAGGUUACUGUGGCUCACAUGUUCAAGUACUGGGCCAAUUAUCAAUGACUCAAACAACCGGAGUUUUGUUGUUUUUGUGGGCAAGCUACCAUCAGUACAAAUGCCAUAACAUUCUUGCAAGUUUAACAUCAUGGACAUCCAAAAAUAAAAAGAUUUAUAAAAUACCAUAUGGUGAUUGGUUUAAUUAUGUGUCCUCUCCACAUUACCUGGCUGAAAUAUUAAUAUAUAUUGCAUUGUUAAUGACAAUGAAUGGUCAUUGUACUUUGUGGUCACUUACAUUAACAUUUGUUGUUGGUAAUUUAACUAUUUCUGCUCACACCACUCAUGAAUGGUAUAAACAAAAGUUUGAAGACUACCCAUCCAAAAGAUACAUUGUUUAUCCUUAUAUCUUUUAAUAUGCCCUUUGUGAUUUCAAAUUUCAAAACUAAUUUGCCUUUUUGUCAUUAAUUUAUUAAUAAAGUAGAAAAAAGGGCUAUUCUUUAAAAUAUAGUCCUGGUCUUGUCUGACUAGAAUUUCACAAAAGGCACAACCACAAUCUAAUGUAAACAUUUGCAAAAUUUUCCACUCUAGGAUAUUUACAAUUUUGUUAUUUACAAUCAACAAUGGAAAAGUCACAUAAUAAUCUUGGGCUUUUUUCUUUCUAAUAAACAAUGCAAUUUGAGAAAA